GAAAAGCUUUUUGUUCGACUAGUCGUCAUAUUUUGCUACGUGUAAACUUAAUAACUUUCCUUCUCUUACUUUAUAUAUCGCUCUAAAAUGUAAAGGGACAGAAGUUUCGCACAAAAAGUUUGAAAAAAGACAUUAAAGGUUUUAGAGAAGUGAGAAAAAGUGGUAGCUAUGGAGAAGUAUGAGAUCGUGAAGGAUUUGGGAUUUGGUAAUUUCGGAUUGGCUCGGCUUAUGCGUAAUAAAAAAACAAACGAGCUUCUGGCUGUCAAAUUCAUAGAUAGAGGAUACAAGAUAGACGAGAACGUUGCAAGAGAAAUCGUCAAUCACGGAUCUCUCAAUCAUCCCAACAUUAUUCGGUUUAAAGAGGUUGUAUUAACUCCUACACAUCUUGGAAUUGUAAUGGAGUAUGCAGCGGGAGGAGAACUGUUCGAUCGGAUAUCAAGCGCAGGACGAUUCAGCGAAGCUGAGGCUAGAUAUUUCUUUCAACAACUCAUUUGCGGAGUGUAUUACUCACAUGCAAUGCAAAUAUGCCAUAGAGAUCUGAAAUUAGAAAAUAUUUUGCUUGAUGGAAGUCCAGCACCCCGUCUAAAAAUUUGUGAUUUUGGCUACUCGAAGUCUUCUAUUCUGCAUUCAAACCCUAAAUCAACGGUGGGGACUCCGGCAUAUAUAGCCCCGGAAGUUUUUGGUCGUUCGGAAUACGACGGGAAGUCAGUUGAUGUGUGGUCUUGUGGAGUGGCACUCUAUGUUAUGUUGGUAGGAGCUUACCCUUUCGAAGACCCUAAAGAUCCCCGCAAUUUCCGAAAAACUGUCCAGAAAAUAAUGGCUGUUAAGUACAAAAUUCCAGGAUAUGUUCACAUAUCUGAAGAUUGCAGGAACUUAUUGUCUCGUAUAUUUGUUGCUAAUCCAUCACAUAGAAUUACGCUCAAAGAGAUUAGGAGUCAUGCAUGGUUCCUGAAGAAUUUGCCAAGAGAACUAAAGGAGUCCGCCCAAGCAGUCUAUUACCAAAGGAAUGUUAAUCUUAUUAACCUUUCUCCUCAAAGAGUAGACGACAUUAUGAAGAUAAUUGGUGAGGCAAGGACCCUUCCAGACCUUUCACGCCCACUCGAAUCCCGUGAAGAUGGUGAAAAAGAUGAUGUUGAAGAAGAAGAAGAAUAUUUGGAUGCUAAUGAUGAAGAAUGUGAUGAUGAAUAUCCAUAAACAAAAAUAUUACUAAUGUUGUCUAGUUAUGAGAAGUACUUGUAAUUUUAUUUUUAAA
Brassica napus (rape) is the source of this 1252-nucleotide messenger RNA. Its product is annotated as serine/threonine-protein kinase SRK2J-like. Lineage: Eukaryota; Viridiplantae; Streptophyta; Magnoliopsida; Brassicales; Brassicaceae. The transcript has 9 exons. The record is from RefSeq and is a predicted model, not a curated record. Gene Ontology annotation, molecular function: protein serine/threonine kinase activity; ATP binding. Gene Ontology annotation, biological process: intracellular signal transduction; protein phosphorylation. The coding region runs from base 169 to 1194 and encodes 341 amino acids.